AUGUCGGUGGCAACGACGCCGACGGCGGCGGAAGCUCCGGCUCUGGAUGAACGCGACCUGGAGCCUCGAACACCGAUGAAACGACUCGGCUCUACUCGAAAGCUCGCCGCUUUCAGCAGCGUAGUGCCAAUAGAGGCUGGUACGAAGUGUAGCGUAAGCAAGAGCCGCGCAGGCGACGCGACGUGGGAGACGGAACCGUGGUCGGCGGGUGCGCGCUGCCGCGGCUAUUUG
Iphiclides podalirius (scarce swallowtail) is the source of this 231-nucleotide messenger RNA. NCBI's taxonomy places the organism in Eukaryota, Metazoa, Arthropoda, Insecta, Lepidoptera, Papilionidae. The record is from the annotation of a GenBank genome assembly.